Molecule: messenger RNA, 2070 nt
Organism: Hydractinia symbiolongicarpus
Lineage: Eukaryota; Metazoa; Cnidaria; Hydrozoa; Anthoathecata; Hydractiniidae
Exons: 3
Coding region: 9-1916 (635 amino acids)
Source: RefSeq, a predicted model, not a curated record
CUAUCCUAAUGAAUAUUAAAUGGGAAAAGCUAUCACUUUUUCAAAGACUUAACACAGUUUCACUAAUAGAAGGCGGUGCAAGUAAAAAGCUUCAGCAAAGGUUACACAAGCUUGGAGUAGCUCUAUCAUACACCUCCCGUUCAUACCUGUUGAAUUUGAUUGGAGGACAUUUUUGUGACAAAGCAGUUAAUGCAGUCAAGGAAAACAAAUCAUUACGUGGUACUGGUGACAAUUGGGAUUUGCGAGUAUUAAAAGGCCACAUGACCAAGGAACUUCAAAAUGAAGAUAUCCAUUUAUUUGCCUCAAAUCUUUACAUUAAUAGAGUAUAUUUUAACCAUUUGUCCAAUGAUACCCCAAUUCGUAAUUUAAAUGAUUGUAAUCGUUGCGUUUUCCUGUUGAAUAGGAAUGAUUUAACAAGGCUGAGAAAUAAUUUCAUGGUUUUAGUUGGCAGAAUUUGCUUUGAAUACCUUCCGAAGUUCAAAUUUUUGAAAAAGGUAAUACCUAAACACAUCCAACAUGAAUUUUCAUAUGAAAUGGCAAAAAGUUCAGUUAUCAUCAGUUUACCAAUUAUUGAUGCUAAUGAAGUGAAAUAUGAUGAUUGUGUGAAAAUCCUCAGAACAUAUGAAAAUUGGAUUUUUGAGAUCUACAAAAAAAGUGGCAGAAUAAACGAAAGGGAGGUUGAAAAUCCUAUUUUUCCUAAAGACGAUGCAUCUAGACCUGAUCAACCUGGAGCACAUUUUCAGUCAAGUGAAGAUGAUCCUAUGCGAGAAAUGAAAAUUCCUUUUGCGGGAGAUCAAUUGACCCGUGUAAGGUUUGCUGGUGCUAAGGAUCUACUUGCAGAUGCACAUACACCAACUGACAGGUUUGAGCACUGCUCUCCGUUCAAACCAGUGAUGUGGCACUGUAAAGCAUCUUUUCUACAGGGAUGUUAUGGUAUGUUAUACGACAGCACUUCAUUUAAUCAACAAGGCACAUUAAAAUUCUUCAGAGAGAAAUAUAACCGUCGAAAUGUAACUCCAACAAAAGUCUUAGAUUCGUACGAUGGUUGCGAAGAAUUAUUAAUAAGUGUUGGAAAAGCAUAUAUUGUUGUAGGGUUGAUGAAACACUUUGGAAUGGCCAGCCUUGAUAGUUACCCUACAUUGAAUAAAUUUAAUUCAAAUAUGUGUCACAAAGAAACAACUGAAAUACAGAGCUACUACAAUGAAUCCAUUGGAUCUUUUGUUGACAAUUACAUUUUUCAGAAGGGGCAAUCUCCUGAACCAGGUGAAGAUGAAGAUUAUAUAAAAAAUUAUGCAUUGUUGGUGUCAUAUCUAACCAUGAUUCUACUGCAACUGAAAGAUACAGCAGCGGAAGGUGAUGGUGAAAAAAAUUUGACCAAUCAAAAAUUGCUUAUGCCCAUAUUCAAGUCAUUUAAUACACACAGCAAGUAUGCAUUGGAGAUGUUUGUGUCCAUAGCACAAAUAGAGUGCCUAUCAACACCACGUUUGUCUGCACAACUCAAGUGGGGCUUUUUUUGUAACUGGACGGGUGGUAUGGGUCGAAAUAUUGAAGAUGAUUUAGCUCAAGAGAUUUCCAACAACAUUAGUAAGAAUGUAGUAAAAAGAUUAGGUGCAAACAAAUCCUUAACAUCUAUCAGCACAAUUUGCAAAGCAACAACAGGAAUCAAGGCACUUCUAGAAAACCUUGACAAAGUUCUAAAUGUACCAAAAAACAGUUCAAGACACACAACCGCAAGCCCUUAUGAGGAUGAAUUACAAAUGAUCAAUGAUCUACUACAAUUAGAUCCAUUUGAAUAUACACCUGGAAGCUUUCAUCCAUCAUUUAGAAAUAUAAAAAGAAGCCCUCAGUUAUACCUUGACACUAAUCAUUUCCAUCAAUGGCUUACAAAGCAUAAAAAGCAAGUUUCUGGAAUGUAAAAAAUGUAUAUAUAUCUCACACACAGGUUCUUUCAAGAGUGAAGAAUCACAAUUGCUACAGCAUUGAUCCUGGGGUUGAUAAUGAUAUCCAAAGUGAAUCAUCAAUACUUUACGAAGGCAUUGUGUCGUAGUACAAAAAUUUACCAUAUGUUCA